This is a messenger RNA of Ananas comosus (pineapple), 1878 nucleotides long. RefSeq names its product WD-40 repeat-containing protein MSI4-like. Bases 152 to 1558 code for a protein of 468 amino acids. Lineage: Eukaryota; Viridiplantae; Streptophyta; Magnoliopsida; Poales; Bromeliaceae. Gene Ontology annotation, cellular component: nucleus. The record is from RefSeq and is a predicted model, not a curated record. Gene Ontology annotation, molecular function: histone binding. The transcript has 15 exons. Gene Ontology annotation, biological process: regulation of gene expression.
UCCACCCCCCGGCCCUCUUAUUCUUGUCUUAUCCCCUCUCUCCAAGCUGCGUCUCUCCGCUUUUUUGUCCGAGCGAGCGAGGAGAGAGAGUGAGAGAGAGAGAAGAGAGAAGAGCGGAGAGCUCCCGAGCUCGGUGGAUCGGACGGUGGAGAUGAAGGAGAGGGGCGGGAAAUCGGGGCAUCCGACGGUGGACGAGAGGUACACGCAGUGGAAGUCGCUCGUCCCCGUCCUCUACGACUGGCUCGCCAACCACAACCUCGUUUGGCCCUCCCUCUCAUGCCGAUGGGGGCCGCAGCUUGAGCAGGCGACGUACAAGAAUCGCCAGCGUUUGUACCUCUCGGAGCAGACCGAUGGCAGUGUUCCGAAUACUCUUGUUAUAGCGAAUUGUGAAGUUGUGAAGCCAAGGGUUGCCGCUGCUGAGCAUAUCUCGCAGUUCAACGAAGAAGCACGGUCUCCUUUUGUGAAGAAGUUCAAGACUAUUAUACAUCCUGGGGAGGUCAACAGAAUCAGGGAGCUUCCUCAAAAUAGCAAGAUAGUGGCGACGCAUACUGACAGCCCCGAUGUAUUAAUUUGGGAUGUUGAGGCCCAACCUAAUCGUCAUGCUGUGCUAGGAGCUGCUGAAUCUCGUCCAGAUCUGAUAUUGACAGGGCACAAAGAAAAUGCAGAGUUUGCUCUAGCUAUGUGUCCAACGGAACCUUUUGUACUCUCUGGAGGAAAGGACAAGUCAGUUGUCUUGUGGAGCAUACAAGAUCAUAUAUCCACCUUGGCGGAGUCAGCUUCCAAAUCUCCUGUGUCACCUGGUAGCUCAGGCAGUAAGCAGGUUGUUGGAAAAUCUGGUACAGAGAAAAGCUCAGAUACUCCAACCAUUGGGCCUCGAGGUGUCUAUCAAGGGCAUGGAGAUACCGUUGAAGAUGUGCAAUUUUGUCCAUCUAGUGCACAGGAGUUCUGUAGUGUUGGCGAUGAUUCUUGCCUCAUUUUCUGGGAUGCGCGAGUUGGUACUAGUCCAGUUGUUAAGGUUGAGAAAGCUCAUAAUGCUGAUCUUCACUGUGUUGACUGGAACCCCCAUGAUAUGAACCUUAUUUUGACUGGAUCUGCUGAUACUUCUGUUCGAAUGUUUGACCGCCGGAAUCUAACUUCUGGAGGUGUUGGAUCCCCCAUUCACAAGUUCGAAGGCCACAAAGCUGCUGUUCUCUGUGUUCAGUGGUCUCCUGACAAAGCAACUAUCUUUGGAAGUGCUGCGGAAGAUGGUUUCCUGAAUAUUUGGGAUCAUGAGAAGGUUGGGAAGAAGAAAGAACGCACUGGAACAAGAACGUCCAAUACACCCCCAGGUUUAUUCUUUCAGCAUGCAGGUCACAGAGAUAAAGUCGUUGAUUUCCAUUGGAAUGCAUACGAUCCAUGGACUAUUGUUAGUGUCUCUGAUGAUGGGGAGAGUACUGGCGGCGGUGGGACAUUGCAGAUAUGGCGCAUGAGUGACUUGAUAUAUAGGCCGGAAGAAGAGGUGCUUGCGGAGCUGGAGAAGUUCAAAGCUCACUUGGCUUCAUGCACUCCCAAAGCCUAGAUCUUUUGAUAAAUAUCUAGCCUUUUAGGAACUCGCCGGAACUGUUAACAUAUGUUUCGUUAUCUGCUUCUGUUUCUUAGGACCUUUCUAGACGCUGUUGCUGUAAACUUUGUUAGGAUCGAAGGGGUGCUUUGAACUUCUAAUCGUGGUUUUGCUCUGGUCUGAUUCCAAGGACAAAAACUGAUGUCAGCUUUUCAUGCUUAGGCUCACCUUCUUUUCUUUUCUUUUUUUGUGGGAUUAUGUCAUUUUGUGUUUGAUCAUUAAUGGGUCAUUAGUGGCCUACUUGUUUGCGAAUUGUGGCUCGCUAACUCUGAUUGGCG